Molecule: messenger RNA, 3386 nt
Organism: Manacus vitellinus (golden-collared manakin)
Lineage: Eukaryota; Metazoa; Chordata; Aves; Passeriformes; Pipridae
Gene: CNGA3
Product: cyclic nucleotide gated channel subunit alpha 3
Exons: 9
Coding region: 135-2339 (734 amino acids)
Biological process (GO): monoatomic cation transmembrane transport
Cellular component (GO): plasma membrane; intracellular cyclic nucleotide activated cation channel complex
Molecular function (GO): intracellularly cAMP-activated cation channel activity; cGMP binding; intracellularly cGMP-activated cation channel activity
Source: RefSeq, a predicted model, not a curated record
CGUCGCUCGAGGAUCGCGGCCCCGGGGCAUCCGCAUCCCACAGGCAGGCGGACGGUCGGACGGAGCUCCAGAGUUCGGGUGCUGCGGAGGAAGGCGUGGGCAGCUGUCAUUUAGAUGUUGAUAUGUAAAGCAAAAUGGCAAAAAUCAACACCCAGCACUCCUACCCUGGUAUGCACAGACUGUCUGUCAGAACGACUGAUGAAGAUAUUGAAAGGAUUGAAAAUGGCUAUAUCAGAACCCAUUCACUGUGUGAGGAUGCGUCUUCAGAACUGCAGGGAGUCAUUUCUGUGGAGGGAAGACAUGUAUCUGAAUCCCAGACGAGCUCAUUCACAGGCAGGGGAGCAAUGGCAAGGCUGUCACGAUUUGUCUUAUCCGUAAGGUCAUGGGCCACAAGACAUUCCCAUCAUGAAGACCAAAGGCCUGAUUCUUUCCUGGAGCGUAUCAGAGGGCCGGAGCUCGUAGAGGUGUCCAGUAGGCAAAGUAACAUCCGCUCCUUUCUGGGUAGCCGUGAGCGGCCUGGGGCAGUAAACAGUCACUGGCCUUUGGCCAGAUUUAAUGUCAACUAUAGCAACAACACCAAUGAAGACAAAAAGGAAGAAAAGAAAGAGGUUAAAGAGGAGAAAAAAGAGGAGAAAAAAGAGGAAAAGAAAGAGGAAAAGAAAGAGGAAAAGAAAGAUGACAAAAAAGAUGACAAAAAAGAUGAUAAAAAAAAGGAAGAGCCAAAAAAAGAAGUCUUUGUGAUAGAUCCUUCAAGCAAUCUGUACUACAACUGGCUGACCAUAAUUGCUGCACCCGUGUUCUAUAACUGGUGUAUGCUAGUGUGCAGAGCCUGCUUUGAUGAGCUACAAAUGGACCAUGUUAAAUUAUGGCUGUUCCUGGAUUAUUGCUCUGAUAUCAUCUAUUUUUUUGACAUGUUUGUCAGAUUCAGAACAGGCUUCCUUGAACAAGGCUUGCUAGUUAAGGAUGAAAAGAAAUUACGAGAACAUUAUACCAAAACGUUGCAGUUCAAACUGGAUGUGCUGUCUCUUCUGCCAACAGACCUGGCUUAUUUGAAGCUUGGUCUGAACUACCCCGAACUACGGUUUAACCGCUUGCUGAGGAUUGCUCGACUGUUUGAGUUUUUUGACCGUACUGAGACCAGGACAAAUUAUCCAAACAUGUUUCGUAUUGGAAAUCUCGUGUUAUACAUCCUUAUCAUCAUCCACUGGAAUGCGUGUAUAUACUUUGCGAUUUCGAAGGUCAUUGGAUUUGGAACCGACACUUGGGUCUAUCCCAACAUUUCCAUUCCAGAGUACGCGCGCCUGUCUAGGAAGUACAUUUACAGUCUGUACUGGUCGACGCUCACGCUGACGACCAUUGGAGAAACACCUCCCCCAGUGAAAGACGAAGAGUAUCUCUUUGUGGUCAUUGACUUCCUGGUGGGUGUGCUGAUCUUUGCUACCAUUGUUGGUAACGUCGGCUCCAUGAUUUCUAACAUGAAUGCUUCCAGGGCAGAGUUCCAGGCCAAAGUGGAUUCUAUUAAACAGUACAUGCAAUUCCGAAAAGUGACUAAGGAUUUGGAAGCCAGGGUUAUUAAAUGGUUUGAUUACCUCUGGACCAACAAGAAAACAGUGGAUGAGAAGGAAGUUCUCAAAAAUCUGCCUGACAAGCUGAAGGCUGAAAUUGCCAUCAAUGUCCAUUUGGACACGCUAAAGAAAGUGCGUAUAUUCCAAGAUUGUGAAGCUGGACUUCUCAUUGAGCUGGUACUGAAACUGAAACCUACCGUCUUCAGUCCUGGGGACUACAUUUGUAAAAAAGGAGAUAUUGGAAGAGAAAUGUACAUUAUUAAAGAGGGGAAAUUGGCUGUGGUGGCAGAUGAUGGCAUAACCCAAUUUGUAGUCCUAAGCGAUGGCAGCUACUUUGGUGAAAUCAGCAUCUUAAACAUCAAAGGUAGCAAAUCUGGCAAUAGGAGGACAGCCAACAUUAGGAGUAUUGGUUAUUCUGAUUUGUUCUGCUUGUCUAAAGAUGAUUUAAUGGAAGCCCUCACAGAGUAUCCAGAAGCCAAAAAGGCUCUGGAAGAGAAAGGGCGUCAAAUUCUGAUGAAAGACAAUUUAAUAGAUGAGGAGGCAGCAAAAGCAGGAGCUGACCCAAAAGACUUGGAAGAAAAAGUAGGAAGACUUGAAACAGCUCUGGAUACGCUGCAGACUAGGUUUGCGAGGCUCAUGGCAGAAUACACCGCAUCUCAACAAAAGGUGAAGCAGAGACUUUCCAAAGUAGAAACCCGAGUGAAAAAAUAUGGUAGUGGCAGCUUAUCAGUUGCAGAAGCAGAGGCUGAAAAACCUGAGGAGAAAAAGCAGUAAUGGAGCAUUUAUAUUUCCUCAUUUAUUCGAGAAAGUUGAAGCACUGAAAGCCAUAAAUGUAUGUAAAUAUGUGUGUGCAUACAUAGACAUGAUUAUUUUUAUAUGAACUCAAGAGAAUGGUUUUUAGCACUUUUAACUGAAGCAGUAUUUCUUUGCAAAUAGAACACUGUCACCAUCUUCUUAGGGGGAAAUUUGGACUGGCACUUGGGUACUUUUUUGUACUGGGAGUGGGUUUCUUACAAGUUAUGCUCAGAAUGUCUGUUUUGUUUGGUACCUGUAGGCCUUGACACACUGUCUCUUCCCAUACAUCUUGUGUUAAGAAGGCAUUGUAUUUGAAGUAGAAGGAAUUGGGUUUUUUCUUUUUUAAGGGCUUAAAAAAUAUUUAUAGGGUACCUGCUGUACUUUGCUACCUUAGUAGCUGAUUAAAUGCAUGGACAGAAUCCAGGUUUCUCAAAAUCUUUGUUCUUUCGCAGUGUAGAGUCUGUGCAAACAGUUGUCCGACAGCAAAGCAGCAUCACUUACCUGGCCAUUGCAGUGCAGCCCUGCACGUGUAUGAAACAGCCAUGCAUCUGGAUGUGUUAGCCUAAUUCUUUCUAAUGAGCUGGGCUCUGCACAAAGGACCAUGCUGAGAGAGUAGCAGUGCUUAUUCAUGUCCUUUCUGGCAUGGUCUGUGACGGCCUUUGCUGCUCUGCAACUGCUUCACUAGGGGGCAGAGUGUGAAAUCCCCCCUUUUGUUUUUCUUAGCACAGUUCCAUCCCCACUGGUAAAACACUCACUUGGAAGGGAGUCCCCAAAAGCUCACUGGCGGAAGGCAGCUGGGGCAGUAUGGCUUCACCAAACCUGGGAAGAGAAAAGAGGGCCCUGGUGCAUGCAGUUCCUGCAUGUGGGAUGCUGAGUGAAUUCCCUGUCAGCAAGCAGGCAGUCCCAGAGGGAGGCUAUGGAGAAACUGUGUGGACUGGCAGGGUAGGCUGUCCCUGCCUGCCAGCCAGCUUUCUCCCACAACAGGGUUUCUGUGAGGCAGGGAACGAGCACCAUGUUGCAAAGUCA